Messenger RNA from Aethina tumida (small hive beetle), 3599 nucleotides. Its product is annotated as cullin-3. NCBI's taxonomy places the organism in Eukaryota, Metazoa, Arthropoda, Insecta, Coleoptera, Nitidulidae. The transcript has 9 exons. Bases 497 to 2869 code for a protein of 790 amino acids. Gene Ontology annotation, molecular function: ubiquitin protein ligase binding. The record is from RefSeq and is a predicted model, not a curated record. Gene Ontology annotation, cellular component: Cul3-RING ubiquitin ligase complex. Gene Ontology annotation, biological process: protein ubiquitination; ubiquitin-dependent protein catabolic process.
UAAUUCGAAUCGGGCCCCGAUCGCGCAGCUUAACCAACAGAUCCGACCGAAAAAUCCCUAGAUCAGCUGAAGACUGGCUCGACAAGUAAUGAACUUUCUCCUGACGUUGACAAAGAUCCAGGCUUAAAAUCGGUGCACCUCGCGUUCGAAACGUGCAAACCAAUCGUCACAGACGUCCCACGAGCGUCCGGACGUUCCGACGACGCGUCCUAGUUCCCCGAGCCGUUCGGACGGCCAGAAAAUGUCCGUCUAGGAACUGGUGCAAACAUAAAAACAAGAAAGAUUGUCAUUCGUAAUUGGGCAAUGUUCGUGUUGAUCGUUUAGUUUAAUCCGGUGUAUUUUGUGUUUGUGUUAUGGCUACGGAGGCGGCUAAACAGAGCGGCGCGCCUGCAGGCGGUUGUUGAGCGUUUUUUUUUUUCAUAUAUCUCCGUUAUUAUGGUUUGCUGAGGCGAUUGCUUAAUUUGGAAGUGAGCGAAGAAAGUGAAACUCGGGAGCAAUGUCAACGAUGAAAAGCGGCGGCCUGGCCAAAAAGGAAGGCAAAAUGCGCAUCCGUGCGUUUCCCAUGACAAUGGACGAGAAAUAUGUGGAGAAUAUAUGGGCCCUGCUCAAGAACGCCAUCCAGGAGAUCCAGAAGAAAAACAACUCGGGACUCAGUUUCGAGGAGUUGUACCGCAACGCGUACACGAUGGUGUUGCAUAAGCACGGUGAAAGACUCUACACCGGACUCAAGGAAGUCGUCACGCACCAUUUAGAAUUUAAAGUGAGGGAGGACGUGCUGAAAUCCCUGCACAAUAACUUUCUGAUGGCUUUGAAUCAAGCAUGGAAUGAUCAUCAAACUUCCAUGGUUAUGAUUAGGGAUAUUCUCAUGUAUAUGGAUAGAGUUUAUGUUCAACAAAAUGAUGUUGACAAUGUAUAUAAUCUUGGACUUAUAAUCUUCAGAGAUCAGGUGGUGAGAUAUGGCUGUAUAAGAGACCAUCUACGUGGCACCCUCCUCGACAUGGUGAUGCGCGAACGUCACGGCGAAAAAGUCGAUCGCAUCUCCAUCAAAAACGCGUGCCAGAUGCUUAUGGUGCUCGGCAUCAAGUCCCGCUCCGUCUACGAGGAGGAUUUCGAACGACCCUUUCUGCAACAGUCCGCCGAAUUUUACAAGGUGGAGAGCCAGAAGUUUCUGGCGGAGAACAGCGCCUCCGUGUACAUAAAAAAAGUGGAGGCGCGAAUAAACGAAGAGUCGGACAGGGCGAAGCACUAUCUGGACGAGUCGACCGAGUCGCGGAUCGUCGAGGUCGUCGAGGAGGAGCUGAUCAAGAAGCACAUGAAGACAAUUGUUGAGAUGGAAAAUUCGGGGGUGGUGUACAUGCUCAAACAUCAGAAAACCGAAGACCUGGCGUGCAUGUACAAGUUGUUCGGGCGUGUCUCUGACGGUCUGAAAACGAUGGCCGACUGCGUUAGCCAGUACCUGCGUGAACAGGGCAAGGCCCUGGUACAAGAGGAGGAACACCAGCCGGCCACCAACGCCAUCACCUUCGUUCAGAGCUUGCUGGAUUUGAAGGAUAGCUUCGAUCAUUUCCUCAAGAACUCGUUCGACAACAAGAAGAUCUUCAAGCAGAUGAUCGCCUCCGAUUUCGAGCACUUUUUGAAUCUGAAUCCGAAAAGUCCGGAGUAUCUGUCUCUCUUUAUUGAUGAUAAACUCAAGAAGGGUGUCAAAGGAAUGUCCGAGCAAGACAUCGAACUGGUAUUGGACAAGUCGAUGGUUCUGUUCCGGUUUUUGCAAGAGAAGGACGUGUUCGAGCGCUAUUACAAGCAACACCUGGCCAAGCGCCUGCUACUCAACAAGUCCGUCAGCGACGACUGGGAAAAGAACAUGAUCUCCAAGUUAAAGACCGAGUGUGGAUGCCAAUUCACGUCAAAAUUAGAAGGAAUGUUUAAGGAUAUGACUGUCUCGAACACGAUCAUGGACGAAUUCAAGGAACACAUUUCCAAAACUGAGAGUAAUUUGGGCGGCGUCGACCUCUUUAUGCGGGUCUUAACCACCGGCUUCUGGCCUACGCAAAAUGCAACACCUAAAUGUCACAUUCCGGCCGUUCCGUUGUCUGCCUUCGACUCCUUUCGUAGGUUUUAUUUGGCGAAGCACAGCGGCCGGCAGCUGACGUUACAGCCGCAGCUGGGCAACGCCGACCUGAACGCCGUGUUCUACGGUCCGAAGAAAGACGACGGCGGCGCCGCCGAAAAAGACGGCGCGUGUUCAUCAUCGACGAGUCUGAUGGUCGCCUCGACCACCACCGCCACGACAACGUCGACGUCGUCGUCCUCGUCCCGUUCCGGCCCACGCAAACACAUAAUCCAGGUGUCCACCUAUCAGAUGGUGGUGCUGAUGCUGUUCAACAACCACGAUAAACUGACCUACGAAGAAAUACUGAAUGAAUCCGACAUACCCGAACGGGAUCUGAUCAGGGCGUUGCAAUCGCUGGCGAUGGGCAAGGCCACGCAACGCAUACUGAUCAAAAAUCCGAAGACUAAGGAAAUCGAAUCCACGCACGAGUUUUACGUAAACGAUUCGUUCACGUCGAAGCUGCACCGCGUCAAGAUACAGACGGUGGCUGCGAAGGGCGAGAGCGAGCCGGAACGUCGCGAGACCCGCAACAAGGUGGACGAGGAUCGUAAGCACGAAAUCGAGGCGGCGAUCGUGCGAAUAAUGAAGUCGCGCAAACGGAUGCCGCACAACAUACUCGUAACGGAGGUGACGGAGCAAUUGAAGAGCCGCUUCCUGCCGUCGCCGGUCAUCAUCAAGAAGCGGAUAGAGGGAUUGAUCGAACGUGAAUAUCUGGCGCGUACGCACGACGACAGGAAGGUUUACACCUAUGUGGCUUGAACUGUUUUCUAUUCUAUUAAUUUAACGAGUUACGAGUGGACAGUGUGUGGGUUUUACCGGACACUAGAUGAUUGAUAAUUCGUAUAAAGUAACAAUUAAAUUAUUUCAAGAGAGAUCUUUUUUUUUAUAUAUAUAUAUAUAUAUAUGAAUAAGCAGCAGUUGUAACUUUGUACACACACACACACAUGGACUCUCACUUCCAGACUGCGUGGAGGCUUGACUGAGAUUGAAACGGGGCAACUGGAGGACGGGGACAUGCACCGUUGGCGGGUCGUCCCCACUGCCUUUUUCCCCGCCCCCCUUAAAUUAACCCCAAAUCACCCGUCGACGGAUUUCUUUGAUUGUCCGCCUCUUACACCCGUAUUUAAUCGGGAUCCGUCGUUGCCCCAGAAACCAGUUGUAAUUUCGUUCGUCGGCUAUCGUUAAGGAUUUUUAAAUUUGUUAGCUAGUAACAUGAUUGAUUGAAUGAUUGAUUGAUUAUUUCUACUGAACUAUCAAUUUUUUGUUUGUUAAAUUGAAUUGGAAGUUUUGUUGUUGAUUCCACCGAAAAGCUACCACCGGACUCAUCGGCAAAUGUUCUUUCAACGGAAAAUCUGUGCGUUCGUUCGUUUACAGCAUAUGUAAAAAUAAAUUGAUUAUUGUAUAUUUCAACAACAUAUGAAGCAAUAUUUUUGCAAAAACAUUUAAAAAUUUUCCGUCUAAUAAAUUAUGAGAAAAUAUUGUUUAUUGA